Molecule: messenger RNA, 876 nt
Organism: Notothenia coriiceps (black rockcod)
Lineage: Eukaryota; Metazoa; Chordata; Actinopteri; Perciformes; Nototheniidae
Product: tyrosine-protein phosphatase non-receptor type 1-like
Exons: 3
Coding region: 4-690 (228 amino acids)
Biological process (GO): negative regulation of ERK1 and ERK2 cascade; peptidyl-tyrosine dephosphorylation; negative regulation of PERK-mediated unfolded protein response
Cellular component (GO): cytoplasm; early endosome; endoplasmic reticulum
Molecular function (GO): non-membrane spanning protein tyrosine phosphatase activity; protein kinase binding
Source: RefSeq, a predicted model, not a curated record
CAGAUGUCGGCCCGUAAGGACCCGUCCUCGGUGAGGAUCCGGGAGGUUCUGCUGGAGAUGAGGCGGUACCGGAUGGGUUUGAUCCAGACAGCCGAUCAGCUCCGGUUCUCCUACCUCGCCGUCAUCGAGGGCGCCAAAUACAUCGGAGGGGACACCAGUCUGCAGGAGUCGUGGAAGGAGCUUUCUAAGGAGGAAGGCGAGCCUCCUGAGUUCACCCCUCCUCCUCCUCCCCCCCCCAGAGACCCUCCCGUCGACCAGGUGGAGUUUGGCUUCUUCCCCGAACACCAAGAGGUCCUCAUGCAGGCGCAGACACGCCGCCUGGGGUCCUCUCAGGAGCCGGAGCUGAAGAGGAGGAACCUGGCUGCUCCUCUCCCUCCUCCUCCUCCUGCUGACGUCCUGAUGGAGGAUCCUCCGUCUCCUGCUCCUCCAAAACCCCCUCGACAGCAACAGCAUCUGGACGAGGAGAAACUGGAGAAGGAGAAGAUGGAGGAGAAGAAACUGGAGAAGGAGAAGAUGGAGGAGAAGAAACUGGAGAAGAUGGAGGAGAAGAAGCAGGAGAGUUUUGAGGGGCCGUUAGACCCCCCUAAAGACCCCCAAAGUCCUGGUUCUUGGCCCCUCCUCACCAACGUGUGCCUGGUCUCAUUUCUGGCAGUCGGAGCGUACGUCUGCUACAGAGCCUGCUUCCACUGAGGAGAUCAAACCUCAAACCUACAUUUGGGGGAAGAAUUCCAUUCAUUUCAAGUUUUUCAUCGUGAAAUCUGGAAAAUAUAAAUUAUUUGAUCCUGAAAUCUGGAAAAAACGUUGAAAAUAUAAUUUAUUUCAACGUUUUUGAUUUAAAAAUACAAUCAAAUUACAACAUUUCAAACUAAAAACAAG